AGGCGGAGCCUGUCGGAGUCCGGGGUCCGAGCGGCAUGGGGAGGGCGGCCGGCUGUUCAGCCCGCAGUUGCCCCCGGAACCCCCCCGGCGCUCGAUUUACCCGCAGGCCCGCAGCGCGACCGCUCGGCCCAUGGAGGCGGCGCCCCGGGGCGGCGUGGACAGCCGCUCGCUGACCUGGCCCCUGCCCGGCGGCGAGGCCCGGGGCUGCCCCCCGCCGCCGCCGCCGCUGCCCCCGGGCCGGGCGCUGCUCCACGGGGAGGUCGGGGGCGGCGGGGACGGGGGGCAGCCCCGCUACGCGCUGACCCUGACCCGGGAGGCGCUGCACGUCCGGCGGCUCGGGCCCCGGGCCGAGCAGGAGCGGCGGCUGGUGCUGCCGCUGCGCCACGUCCUGGGCUGCCGCCGGCGGCGGGGCGAGGGCGGGGACGGGGCGGCGGCCCACUUCAGCCUCUCCUGCUACCUGCCCCGGAGAGGCCUGGUCGGCGCCGGGCGGGGCUGCCGCCGGGUGCUGAAGACCUUCCGCGUGGACGACGGCGCCGGGGCGGCGGAGAACCGGGCCCGGGCCGAUCGCUGGGUGGCCGGCAUCAGGUGCCUGUUGCUGGGCAUCGACGUGCCGGCCGAGGAGGAGAUCACCCUGAGCCUCCUGCCUCGCCCUCGGCGCUUCCUCCUGCUGGUGAACCCUCGCAGUGGGCAGUCCCUCGGCAUGCAGUACUGUCACCAGUACAUUCUCCCCAUGAUCUCCGAGGCAGAUGUCAGCUACAAUCUCGUCCGCACAGAGUAUCAGAACCAUGCCAAGGAACUGGUUCAGGAGAUCAGUCUGUCCGAAUGGGAUGGGAUUGUCAUCGUGUCCGGAGAUGGGCUGCUUCAUGAGGUGAUCAAUGGAUUAAUGGCUCGGCCAGACUGGGAGCAGGCGAUCAAAAUGCCCCUGGGUGUGAUCCCAGCUGGAUCGGGGAAUGCUUUGGCUGCUUCUAUCAACCACCACGCUGGGAACCGGAUGGCGACAGGCGAGGAGCUGCUGCAGAAUUGCAUCCUGUUACUGUGCCGUGGCUGUCCUACGCCCAUGGACCUGGUCUCGGUGACCACCUCUUCUGGCCAACGCCUCUUCUCCUUCCUCAGUGUUGCCUGGGGCUUUGUGGCAGAUGUCGACCUCGAGAGUGAGCGUUACCGUCGGCUGGGACCGGCUCGUUUCACCUUGGGCACCCUGGUCCGCCUGGCGUCCCUGCGUCGCUACCGGGCGCGCCUCUCCUACCUGCCCGCCCCUCCUGGCACGCCCCCGUCCACCAUUUCCACGCCCCCCCCUCACCGGGGCCGCCGACCUCUCUGCCGUAGCGUCACAGCCGACGGGGGGCACCCCACGUCCCACCCUGCCCUCUGCCGAACUCUGUCUGAGGCAGGGGGCUGGCUCCCCCCUUCCCCCUACCCCUCUGCCGAGGGCUUCUCCUUCGAGGGGGUCUCCUUCCAGGAAGAGGAGGAGGAGGGGUUUAAUUCCGAUCAGGUCAGCUCUGAAGGGCUUAAUUCCAUUCACGGGGGUGAGGGUCUGGUCAAUUCCACUCCAGUCAGCUCUGAAGGGGUUAAUUCCAUUACCAAGAGCUUCGGUCUGGUCAAUUUGGAAGGAGUUAAUUCCAGUCCAGUCAGCUCUGAAGGGGUUAAUUCUGUCAGCAAGGAUGCCAGUCCAGAAAGGGUCAACUCUGGGGCUGUCAGUUCUGAAGGGGUUAACCCUGCCCACCGAGGCCCUGGGGGAGAUUGCUCCCCCCACGAGAGAGCAGCCGGACCGAGUGAGGCGGGUGAGGGAACUCCCUCCGGAGGGACCCCACGCCAGGAGCUUCCACCGGACCACCUGCUGGCACCCCUCGAUUGCCCGGUUCCCGGGGGCUGGCGGACGUUGGAGGGUGACUUUGUCCUGGUGCUGGCGGUGUAUCAAAGCCACCUGGGGUCCGAGCUGGUAGCUGCCCCGUUCGCCCGCUUCGCGGACCGCGCCCUCCACCUGCUCUACGUUCGAGCUGGCCUCUCCCGUGCUUCACUUCUCCGCCUCUUCCUCGCCAUGGGCACUGGCACCCACCUGUCCCUCGGCUGCCCGCACCUCACCUGCCUGCCUGUCUCUGCCUUCCGCCUCGAGCCGCUGGGGCCCCGGCCCGGUGCCCUGGCGGUGGAUGGGGAGAGGGUGGAGGGGGGGCCUGUCCAGGCUCAGCUUCACCCUGGCCUGGCCCGGGUAAUUGCUGGAGUCCCUCCACCUUGCCCUCCUCCUCCUCACCGCCCCUCUGGCAAGCCCUGACUCCUCCCGUUCAUCUCUCGCCCUGGGGGAGACAGGAAUUCUACGGUACGUUAACCCACAGUUUGCACAGCUGGGGGUGCAUGUGCAUGAUGCACCCUGUGGUAACACUACUAACUCCCUCCACCUCGGUGCAGAUCGGGGGCUGGAGGGUCUGCCUCUGACUAACACUGAACCCUCUUCCCCGAGCGAAGACAUAUCCUAAUGGCGACCUGUGGGGAUGGGCCGGGAGACACGUCCCACCGCCGUCCUCCCUCUUCGCCUGAACUUUUGUAUAAUUUAUUAACUGGAAUUAAUUUUAACAGUGGUGCUUAGCUCUGGGAGAAGCAUUUCGAUGUAUGAUGAUUGAUUUUUGUGUUCACUGAUCCACGGGACGGGGAUAUUGAUUUGUGUCGAGUUUCACUUUCACCUGAGGGAUGGAACUGGAAUUUUCAUUUGAGAUGAGCUUCACACCUCUCUCUCUCUCUCUCUCUCGAUGUAUAACAUUUCUCACUGGGGGGGGGGACUGAGGAAAAGGGGAUCUCGUUUGGCUAUUGUCUCUGGAGGGAAGGCUGUAAUUUCAAUAAAUCUGUGUGGAACUGGA
Messenger RNA from Hypanus sabinus (Atlantic stingray), 2849 nucleotides. Its product is annotated as sphingosine kinase 1-like. The coding region runs from base 131 to 2269 and encodes 712 amino acids. The transcript is spliced from 5 exons. Gene Ontology annotation, cellular component: membrane; cytoplasm; intracellular membrane-bounded organelle. The record is from RefSeq and is a predicted model, not a curated record. Lineage: Eukaryota; Metazoa; Chordata; Chondrichthyes; Myliobatiformes; Dasyatidae. Gene Ontology annotation, biological process: positive regulation of apoptotic process; sphingosine biosynthetic process; sphinganine-1-phosphate biosynthetic process.